Chiloscyllium plagiosum (whitespotted bambooshark) is the source of this 798-nucleotide messenger RNA. RefSeq names its product Sjogren syndrome nuclear autoantigen 1 (gene ssna1). Lineage: Eukaryota; Metazoa; Chordata; Chondrichthyes; Orectolobiformes; Hemiscylliidae. Gene Ontology annotation, cellular component: ciliary basal body; centrosome. The record is from RefSeq and is a predicted model, not a curated record.
GAGCGGUUCCUCUAGUUACCGGGAAGGCGCCAUGUCCCAGCAAGGGGCCGCGCUGCAGAGUUACAACAACGAGCUGGUGAAAUUGUGAGGCUGAGCCAGUCAGUUUACAACUUUUACAACCUCAACAUCCCAAAAUAAGUCGCAGUGCCAGUGUGAAGCCAGGGUUGUAGGCCGCAUGUCCCAAUGACUAAUGGAUUGUAUCAAGCAACACAUCCUGUUGACCAUUCGGAGCAGUGCACUCAUGCUGAAAGAAGUCAGAAAGUUCUUCUUGUUGACCAACCUGAGAGAUGGAAGAUGAGGUUCGAUUCGUCACCUUGGGUAUCGAGGAUUUGUGUACAAAGCGAGAAGAGCUGAACCAACAAAUCCUACAAGAAGAGGAAGAGAAGAACAAGUUGCAGAAUGAUAUUCGCAUUUUGACAGAGAAACUUGCUAAGGUCAAUGAGAGUCUGGCACGCAAAAUGGCAACCCGAAAUGAAUUUGAUAGAACUAUUGCAGAGACUGAAGCUGCUUAUAUGAAGAUCCUCGAAAGUUCACAGACCCUGCUCACUAUUCUGAAGCGGGAAGCAGGGACUCUAAAUCAAGUCCAUGAGAGUGCUGACACCAAGGAUUCUUGACUCUCUAAAUCAAUCAGCUUCAGAGGAGCAGUAAUCACCAAGAGAUGGAAUCUGAGAUUGUAUCAGUGAGCAACACAGAAAAUAACUAAUGCUGGAUCGUUUAUAAACAAUUUCAGAUUCUAGCAGCAUUGAAUACUAAACUUGAAUUUAUUUAUUUUGUAAUAAAAUUUCUAGAUAUGAAAAA